AUGCUAAAACAAUCCAUGUUUGUCCUGGCCGUCAUUGGUCUGAUUGAUUCCAUCAGCUAUAUGGCGGUGUCUCCGUCUCUGAUCUUCUACGUUUUGGAAUUGGGAGGCACCAAGGAAGACUACGGUUUGAUCAUGUCCAUUUUCAGUUUUGCCUCGUUUUGUGGGAAACCCGUGUUUGGAGCUUGGGUCGACAAGGGGGGUAAUAAGUUUCGGGUUCCAUACUUGUCCAGUCUGGUGGUGUCAGUGAUUGGUGCUCUCCUAUAUUUCUUGGCAGUGAUGGUGACCGACCCCCAAAUUGCUGUGGGCAUGAUUUUUGUGGGACGGUUUCUCAGUGGACUCGGUGCAGCCAAUCAAGCAUUGGGAUAUGCCUAUUUGGCGUCGGUGGUUCCUCCGGAAAUGCAGACCCGGACUUCUACCCUGCUUUCCAUGAUGAGAAUUGUGGGAAUGACAGUGGGUCCAGGAGUCAACUACUUUUUGGAUACGAUCGAUGGCCAUGUUUUUGGAGUUCCACUGGAUCCCUUGAAUGCCGUGGGACUGUUGUUGGCGAUUGGGAACUUUGUCACGGCACUCACGGUGUACUUUUUUCUGCCAGAACCACCAGAAAAGGAAGACAAGAUCAAGCUACCUGAAGCCAUCAAUGCAGGAUCUGAUUCGGCUGAUUUUUGGAAAUCUUGCCUGUCAAUAGGCAUUUUACUUCCAACCUUUAUUCUGUUUGUGGCCAAUUCUGCCUUUCAACUGAUUGAAACCGCAUUGCCUCCGGCUGCCAGUCAUGGACUGGGAUGGGGUCCUGUGGAAACCUCUGGAGUUUUGGGCGCCACUUCCAUUGUUAUUUUUGGGGUCAUGACGCUUGUCAUGUAUCUGUCGGCGAGAAAGGUUUCCGAUACCAAAUUAGUCGCUACGGGCAAUUUGUUUUUCAUGGUUGGUGGAGUACUUACGUACUGGAUGUGGACCGAUGCGGCUGUGGCAUGGCAAUACAUUGUCCCAGUCAUGAUAUCAGUUGCUGGCUUUCCCUUUAUCGCAUCUCCCAACAGAUCCAACUUUACCAAGGCGGUCAUGGACCAACCAGCCUUGGAGUCUAGUCAAGCAACCAUGCAAGCCAUUUUGUCAAUGUUUUCCAGCGUGGCGGGAUUCACUACUCCUGGAUUUGUCGCCGCCUAUGUCAUUCGAUCACCCGAACAAGUAUAUGCUUCUGCUGACAAUCGCGAGUUGACAUCCCUGGCGCUUUAUGCUCCAGUAUUAUGUGCCUUGAGUCUAGUAGGUUUGUCUUAUGCAGCGUGGAAAAAGGGCGACGACAAUGAAAUGGCGGAGGAUGAAUAUGAGGGCACUGUUCCGGGAGAAGGUACUCCACUAGUGGUCAAGGGCAGCAGCAUGGCUCGGAAAAAGUCCAGUGUAGCAGGACUGAAUCAAGCCUUUGGGCGAUCCAAUGUGGUGGCCCGUCGUUCUUCGGUAGAAAUCAUGGGAAUGCCGGCUGGUUUUGAUACCCUAGACGAACAAGAAACGAGAAAGAAUCAAUUGGCCGACUUGGAAGAGUUCAAAAUGUUGUUCGAAAUCGAUGACGAUGAAUAA
Molecule: messenger RNA, 1566 nt
Organism: Cylindrotheca closterium
Lineage: Eukaryota; Bacillariophyta; Bacillariophyceae; Bacillariales; Bacillariaceae
Source: the annotation of a GenBank genome assembly